Messenger RNA from Cercospora beticola, 3058 nucleotides. The record is from RefSeq and is a predicted model, not a curated record. Lineage: Eukaryota; Fungi; Ascomycota; Dothideomycetes; Mycosphaerellales; Mycosphaerellaceae.
CCUCAGCAAGCAGAUCUGCUUUCGAAUAGCGCGGAGACCGACCCAAGGCCACCGAAGAACUCGAAGCGGCUACAACGCGUUGUGCGAAAUCCGUGGCGCACCUGCCUGGGCCUGGAGCGCCAACCGCGGCGACAACCCACAAGCAACUUCGCGAAGUGACACUUCAUGCUGCCGCGGAUUCUCAGCCCGGCUUCAAGCAAGAACUAGAAGGCUGCAGUCCUCAGCGGCGAUCAGAGGCGCGCGUGCGGACGCGCUCAAAAAGCACCGUUGAAAGCGGCUGGCAAGCACGUCCUUGACCACCAUGUGUCGCACAACGCCUGCUGUCCCACUCCGUUCUCCCGCAACGCUCCUUAAUUGAAGCAUGAACGAACACAACAACGAAAGACAAUUCAUUGCUAGGACUCAAUUAUAUCACGACAUCAAUAAGCUACCGCGGCGAUUCUUGCGCCGCAAUCUGGACCACAUUUUCGACUCGCACGACGCGCUUCGAGAAGGCAACGUCAAUGCGAUCGAAGGCGCUGCGGACGAAGUAACAAGACGCGCGCGCUGGCAACCGCCAACUGAUGCCAUGAUGGCAAAGUACAUUGAAGCGAGCACGCCCCGAUUCACGCUCGACUCCUUCUUGCUCAGGCCGCACGGCACUCGGUCCAGGAAUCGCGACUCGAUCAACUUGGAUCCCAUUCAGCAGAGCGAAGAUGGCCCAGACUGGCUGCCUCAUCCGGAUAGAGCGCCACGACCUUGUCAGGUGUCUGUCUACAUCCACUGUAAGCAGACGGCGCAGACCAAAGUCUAUCACGAGAUCAGAAACGCCCAAAUCUAUCGAUUUGGAAGUUCCGACGGACGGCCUAUCUUUGACGUUCGCUUACACAGGCCGUUCGUCAUCGAAGCCGACCAGCUAAAGGUCAACAAAGAAAUGCUGCGCGACGACGCUAGCAGGUACGGGGAGCGAAAAAUGACAGAUAGAUACAGUUUGGAGAUCGGUAUCUCGUGCUCUAAUUCCAGCGAUGCCGCGAAGCUUCUAGCAGAAAUUCAGGGCACAAGAGCGUCAGACUACGCCGAUGCGCCUUUGAAAGAAUUGGCAUUUCGAGCCGUUUGGGGAGACCCGAACACCAACACAACCACUAGCGAUCCAGGGCUUCCGGUGCUCCCGCCAAGAGAUUCCUUGCUGCGCUUGGUUAGAGCUCACGGGCACAAGAGUUCAACCCUUAAGUACGGCCUCCAGCCAAACAUGAGCUGGAACACGGACACGAACGAAUCAAUUCUCACAACAUACAACAGACAACUGCGCCGGCUUCGCAGUGCUCGACAGAUGCCAACACCGUCUCCAUCUGAAGAUGCAGAGCCCCUCAGCCGACCCAGUGUUAGGUACCAAUUUCGCAAAGGUGAUUAUAUCCACCGGAGCGUGCACAUGACCGAGCUGAAGUGCAUAUUCUGCCCCAACGAGCGCGAACAUUCAAGUAUCGGACGGCUGUAUGGUCAUUACGCUACUCACCACGAGCAUUUCAGCAUUCAGAUUGAAGAGCACGACGAAGACUCGAAUGUGAGGAUUAUCUGGAUGCAACUGAAGGAAGAGCCUCGUGAAGUGAGCAAGGAGCUAUUGAACUUCAGUUGGCAAGCUACGGGAGACGCGUUUGACGCUACUGAGUACUUGCACGCGCACUCGCGCGGGGAAAGAACGGGCUGGGAAACGGAAGAGCAUGAUACAAAACAAAAGCCUUUCCAAGCACAACAGAAACCUUACCAGACAAAAGGACGGCGUGGACGACCUCUCGCAUAUGCGCCACAAGUACUCGAGCUUGUGAAGAAGAAGACGACAGAUAUGCCGCCGGACCAAGUCCCGGACCUGCCCGCAUUACCACGAAGAAAACACGCGGUACCACGUGUGAAGGGCGUAGAUUUCUAUCGAACAACCUCCAAGCAAGUACUUUGUCCAGGUGACUUGAUUAGUGACAGUGACGAGGAGACGGACGAUUCGUGGCUCUAUCAGCGAUUGAGGCACGAAAUUUAUCGUUCAGGCCGGGACGAUGUUUGUUACGAACUACAUGAAAUGCUCAACAAACAUUUGGACGAUGAGCGUCCACAAUCGGAUAUUCUGGUUAGAGAUGCAAUGGUCCGCUUCACUAGGAAGCACAAGCACCGGCUUAAGAGGCCGAAGAUGCGGCCUGCUUUUUGCAAGCAACUUGAGCGACUUAGCAGAGCGCAAGUCAUCUCGAAGAACGACCUGAGCUACUGCCUGAAUCUUCUGGCUGAUGCUGCGGCCGCCGACGAUGUUGCAAUGGGCGGCAUGGACGAAGAUGAGCCAGCUUCGACAGAUCUGGCGCGGCUGCGACGCUCACAUGAACCAUCACAGGGCCACUCUACAAGUUCUGGAGCUCGUGAUCAGGGAAGCAGGUCGCUCAAGGCGACGGUAAUGGCGCCAACCUCAAACGCGCCCGUCACAAAUCAGCAGCAUCCCCUACACACCAGAUCAAUACCUUUCGGUCGCUGUAAAUUCGUCUGCCGACGGACCAAAGGUAGCAAACAAAAGCCUUACCACGGCGACAUCGAAGAACUCCUCAAAGACGACAUGACUCACAUCAAGCCCGACGAGAUCCAGCCACGGCACCUAGACUGGUCCAAGUUCAUACGCAUCCUUGACAAUGACUUCAUUUACAUCCGCACCUCAGACAACAUUGUAUGCAUUAGUAGUCGACUGGUACCUCUGGUGACGGAUGAGGAGGAUUGGUAUGCCGCGCUCGAUCAAGCCGCCAAGCAGCAAUUUGGGGAUGGAACACUGGUGUUCGAGCUGCAUACAACGGACUCCUAUCAGCAGCUGCUUGAAAGUCUGCCGGAGAGCCAGGGGGAGACGAGGCCGGGAACUGCGACUCGUGACCAAGAUAUCAGAAACGGGCUGCGUCCUGUACCUCGCAAACAGCCUUGCGAAUGUGGCCAGAUUGCCACUGGUAUGAGGGGAAUCGUGGGAUGUGCUAAUGUCAUGUGCCAGAGGAGCUUCCAUAUGGCCUGCAUAGGGCUGCAGAAGCGGCCGAUCGAUUGGAAGUGCGCGGCUUGCUCCGCAUGA